Gracilinanus agilis (Agile Gracile Mouse Opossum) is the source of this 2706-nucleotide messenger RNA. RefSeq names its product sphingomyelin phosphodiesterase 1 (gene SMPD1). Gene Ontology annotation, biological process: sphingomyelin catabolic process; ceramide biosynthetic process. NCBI's taxonomy places the organism in Eukaryota, Metazoa, Chordata, Mammalia, Didelphimorphia, Didelphidae. The transcript is spliced from 6 exons. The record is from RefSeq and is a predicted model, not a curated record. Gene Ontology annotation, molecular function: acid sphingomyelin phosphodiesterase activity. Gene Ontology annotation, cellular component: lysosome. The coding region runs from base 305 to 2182 and encodes 625 amino acids.
CAGCCCUGAGGCAGAGAUUCUAGGGACCCCACCUCAUCAGGAGCUGGUCCUGCCCAGUCACCUGACUUUGGGGGAGAAGAGGAGGAAGGGGUGGAGCUGCCCAGCCGGCUUGUCAGCUGAGAAACCCGGGAGGCUGCAGACAGGGCAAGAAGAGGACAUUUAAACCUGAGACAGAACUCUGGGGAAUUGAGGGACCUCGAAGACUCAGGAAAGAAGAGAAGGAAGUCAGCCGCUGAACUGGAGGGCCACAGGGAGUACAGCUGGGCCAGGAGCUUGGCCACCAUCCUGCCUAGGACAUAAAGAAAUGCAGCCACACUGGGGCUUUUGUGGCUGGACCUGGUGGGAUCCCCCAGGGGAGCAAGCCCGUGGUUGGAGACCUCCUACAAUGAGAAAAGCCAGGGCUCUGCGGGGCAUUUGGAUGGUGCUGACCCUGGGCAGCUUCCUGGCUCUCUGCUGCUUAGUCGAGGCCAGACCAGAGCCUGGCAGAGGGGACCUCCAAAUUCUACAGAGUAUCCUGCCUGGGCUCGGUGUUGAAUUUGGGUUUCACAACGUCAGCUGCUCAGUCUGCAAGGCCCUGUUCACUGCCAUCGACAUUGGGCUGGAGUUGGAGCCCAAUGUGGCCCGAGUGGGGUUUGUGGCCACCAUUGUGUGUAAACAGCUGAACUUGGCACCACCCAAUAUUUGCCAGUCUAUUAUCAAGCUUUAUGAGAGGGAUAUGGUGGAAAUAUGGACACGUUCCGUGCUGAGCCCAUCUGAAGCCUGUGGGCUGCUUGUAGGUUCUUCCUGUGGACACUGGGACAUACUCUCAGCCUGGAAUAUCUCUUUGCCUGCUGUGCCCAAGCCCCCAUACAAGCCUCCUGCUCCCCCAGCACCUGGUGCUCCUGUUAGCCGUGUUCUGUUCCUCACAGAUCUACACUGGGAUCAUGACUACAUGGAGGGUGCAAAUCCUGCCUGUCCUGACCCUCUGUGUUGCCGAAAAAGCUCAGGUUUACCACCUUCCUCACAGUCUGGUGCUGGCUACUGGGGUGAAUACAGCAAGUGUGACCUGCCACUGAGGACCUUAGAGAGCCUCCUAGCAGGGAUAGGCCCCGCUGGGCCCUUUGACAUGGUCUACUGGACAGGAGACAUCCCUGCCCAUGAUGUCUGGAGUCAGACCCGCCAUGACCAACUACGAGCACUUACUACCAUCACUACCCUUGUGAAGAAGUACCUGGGGCCUGUGCCUGUUUAUCCAGCAGUGGGCAACCAUGAGAGUACCCCAGUCAAUAGCUUCCCUCCCCCCUACAUUCAUGGAAACCACUCAUCCAGCUGGCUUUAUGAUGCCAUGGCCACAGCUUGGGAAUCUUGGCUCCCCCGACGCGCCCUCCACACCCUCAGGAAUGGGGGAUUCUAUUCCCUCUGGCCUAGACCAGGCCUCCGUCUAAUCUCUCUCAACAUGAACUUCUGUUCCCGGGAAAACUUUUGGCUGCUCAUCAAUUCCACAGACCCCGCAGGGCAGCUGCAGUGGUUGGUGAGAGAACUGCAGGCUGCAGAGGACCGAGGAGAGAAGGUUCAUAUCAUUGGUCACAUUCCCCCUGGGCACUGUCUGAAAAGCUGGAGUUGGAAUUACUAUCGAAUUGUGGGCAGGUAUGAAAACACCAUAGCUGGCCAAUUCUUUGGGCAUACCCAUGUAGAUGAAUUUGAGCUUUUCUAUGAUGAGGAGACCCUGAGCCGACCCUUAGCUGUGGCCUUUUUGGCCCCCAGCGCCACCACCUAUGUGAAUCUGAACCCUGGUUAUCGAGUCUAUCUAAUUGAUGGCAACUACCCAGAGAGUUCCCAUGUGGUUCUGGACCAUGAAACCUACAUCCUGAAUUUGACAUUGGCCAAUGCUCCUGGGGCCACCCCUCAAUGGGAGCUCCUCUAUCGGGCCCGAGAAACCUAUGGGCUUCCUAAUGUCUUGCCAGCUGCCUGGCAUGACUUAGUGUACCGCAUGCGGGGCAAUAUAGGGCUUUUUCAGACCUUCUGGUACCUGUACCACAAGGGUCAUCCUCCUGUGGAACCCUGUGAGGGUGCCUGCCAUCUUGCUACCCUCUGUGCCUUGCUCUCUGCCCGCUCAGACAGCCCUGCUCUCUGCCGCCACCUGGUACCAGACCUGCCCUUGCCCCACACUGGAACUCUCUGGCAGAGGCUUGUGUUUUGCUAGCAAAGGAAAGCUCAGCCAGCCAAGCAGGGAUCACAGAGGAUGGGGCCCAGGGCAUUGCAGAGGGGAGGAAUGCCUAAUCUCUAUCUCUAUCAAGUAUUAAAUAAGAGAAGGAGGGUUAGCUAACUGGAUGUGCCAUAGACUCAGGUGAGCAAGGAAGGUUGGCGUCUCCUCUCCUGGAGGUGUCUCAGCACCUGAGAGACCUGUCUGGCCAGAGGAAGGAGUAAGCAGCUAGCUCUUGGGUCACAGUGUGGGCAGGAAAUUGAUGCUUCUCCAUAAGCACCACCCACCAAGGCUGCUAUUGCUCCUGCUUCCCUCAGUACCACACCUGAGGAGGAAUCACAGCUUUGGAUCUUUAGCAAACAGCCCCCUUCCCUUCCCCUUAAGCUGGUUCUUGUUGCCUCAAAGAUACCAGAACUGAGAGGCCACAAAGGGCUGGCACUUCCUUCUACCUGCCGGACAGGAGUUCCCCAUCCAAAGUUGCCUAAUCUCCUGGAACAGUUACAAUAAAGAUAUGUGACACAGUG